Zophobas morio is the source of this 1725-nucleotide messenger RNA. RefSeq lists its product as uncharacterized. Gene Ontology annotation, cellular component: cytoplasm. The transcript is spliced from 3 exons. Gene Ontology annotation, molecular function: glycosyltransferase activity. Bases 134 to 1594 code for a protein of 486 amino acids. The record is from RefSeq and is a predicted model, not a curated record. Lineage: Eukaryota; Metazoa; Arthropoda; Insecta; Coleoptera; Tenebrionidae.
AACAAAGUUAAAGGACGAAGAUGUAUCAUACCGACCGCAAUAGUAGACUAACACACACUAUUUUUUAACAUGUGAAACAAAAUGAAUGCAACGUUGACUCAUUAAAGUUUGUCUUAGAUUUUUUAACCUGGUCAUGGCACGGAAACUUCAUUUCAUUUUUUUACUCUCAGUUGUAGUAAUUAUGGUUAUAAGUUACCAACUCUUCCUCAAUUCCGAAUCAUCACUCAAACAUAUCUCUCCCUGGACAUGGAAAACCCAUUACGCCUUCUCACCAACAAACACCACCGGAAACAUCCCAGACAUCUACUUCACCGCCUCAAAAAAACCCACAAAACUCAACGAAACGUGCGCUUAUUUCCCUCAACUCUUUGACAUCAGAAUCAAAAACAACUACUGGCAAACCCAAAAAACUGACAAUGGUAACUUUAACCUGUUCAACGCAUAUUUAGACCGCCGCGAGGGUUCGGUCAUUAGAAUUAUAGGUACUUACAGCCAGCUGCACCCUCAAGACGAAUUUUUUUGCCAAUUGUGGUACGACAAUCAACAGGCCCCUGUAAUAGUACCAACGGAACCACUACUGUGGAUGUUUCUAGCCCACUGGGGCGCUGACACGAACAAUUUCGACCAUCCGUACCUCAUCACGUGUGCUCUCACCGAUACAAGAGUACCCACGUCGGUGUCUCUGGUUGGAGAUCCGUGCGACAACGCGACCAACAACGUGAAGAUUUUUUCAACCAGAGUGAGCACAAAGAAGAACUUUGUUGUUUGUGUUAAAGGGUUGUCUUUUCCGUUUGAAGACAAGAGUGCGCGGUUAGCUGAGUGGAUCGAGCUUUUAAACAUUUUAGGGGCUGAAAAAAUUCAGUUUUAUGAAUUCAGUGUUGACGCUAAUAGUAAACAAAUUCUGGAUUAUUACUCAGGGUUGGGAAGAAUAGAAGUUACGCCUUUAACUCUAGUGGGUGAUGUUUCUAAUUCACCAUUUCUUCAAAGUAUGUACCUUCACGAGAAAAUGAUAAAAAGGCGCCUACAAGAGGUUAUUCCCUACAACGAUUGUCUCUACAAGCACAUAGAAGAAUUCAAAUUUGCUGUUCUCUUGGAUAUUGAUGAAGUGAUUGUUCCAGUUCGAAACACAUGGAUUGAGUUGAUGCGAACUCUGCAGGAACAAACACCGAGAAAAUCGUCUUAUGUGGCUCGGAAUGUUUACUUUUUGGAUACUCAUUUGCAUCGACAUAAAUAUUUUCAAGAUAUUCCUAGAUACAUGCAUAUGUUGCAGCAUGUGUAUAGGGCCCAGAAUUAUACAAAACCUGGGUACUUUGUUAAAGGUUUUCACGACUUGGGGAUUGUGAAAGCACUGCAUAACCACUACCCUUUUGCUUGUUUGGGUGCCUGUUCUUCGACAGAAAUUAAUACUGAGUGGGCACAACUUCAACACUAUCGAGCUGACUGUGUGGCCGAAAUUGGUAACUGUAAUUCCAUGACCGUGAAUAAUGUUUUAGAUACAAGAGUGUGGAAUUUUAAAGAUGAAUUGAUCGAACGAGUACAAACAGUUUUCAGAGAUCUGCAGAUGUUUGAGGAUCAAGACCAAGAAUACUUUUAAGAUUAAAGAGAAAAGUACAAUUUUGAAUACCCUAUUUAUUGAAACAUUUUUAAACAUGACUUAUGAUCAGGAAGCUUAAUUUUGUAGUUCACAGAAUUUUUUCAACAAAUAAAUAAAAUGCAAAAUUCAAA